UCUUGCUCGUCAUCAUCGUACAUAAUUCAGUUCGAAACUUGGGUUCGCUGUGUUCGGUCGCGUUUCGAUAAGAGCAAAAUAAAAUAAAAUUUUUGUCUGAUGGGAAAAUCAACCCAAUAUCUGUAUGUUUAUACUUUUCUUAAAUUUGUCGGUCGAUGAAAAUUUUAAAUAAAAUAAACCCCGUAAGUUAAACUAGUUUAAUACAAAAAUCGUUGUUUACUCUUUUCUAAUAAAAAAAUAAAUAAAAGCUGUGUUCAGUUGAUGUAGUGGAAUAUUAUAGUGUUUUUUGUUUAAUAAGUGUAAAUUUUGAAUUGUGGUGCUAAAUAAGUUAAAAUUAAAACAAGAAAAACAUUGAAGAAAAAAAAAUAAUUUGAAAACUGGGCGGUGAUUUAUAAAUAAAUUCGAAAAAAAAAAUUGCAUUGCACGGUGCACCUCAAUAUAUAGCAAAAAAUUGCAUGACAUUUUUUAACACAUCUGAAAAACGGCUGCUGUGUAUUUACAGAAAAAAAUAAGUUUUUUUUCUGUAUUUUUCUGCUUAACAUUAUAUUAUGAGCUACAGAUUCACGCGUUCUGUGUACACUGGAUCGCAUGAGAAUUACAAUAAAAUGUUAAUUACCCAUUCUGAGGUUCGAAAACUGGGUCGUGAAUGAAGUAAUUUUGAAUUAAAAGAGAACGAAGAAAAAAGUGCGUGAGUUUACUAAAAAAAAAGUUUUUAAGCUACAAACAACUGCUAUUUUAUGUUCAAAGAAGAUAAAAAAAAUAUCUUUCAUCAAUGUGGACCUGUUUGUGUUAUUGGCAACGAGUUAUUACUUAUCAAGAAAUAACUGACUUUUAGCUUUAAUCGUUUUUUUAGUGAAAAGUUGGUGUCGAAUAAACCGAUUUCAAGCAACUUAUUUUAAGGAAAUCAGAGUAAUAGAAAUAUUGUAUUCAAUAAAGUGAAGUGUUUGUGCGUUGCUACAACCGGCAAGAAAAAAAAGUUCAAUUUUGAGGCUGAGCCUCUGCAAUAUGAUCAUAUCCAAGGAUCUUUUCCUUUUGGGCGAAACGGAUUAUCUGCGAUUACCAAAUAACGAUAAACGGACCAGGGUACGAGCAGCUGUUGUUAUGGGGCAAACGCCCCCCGAUGAGUCACGAGUCGAUCACACAGCUUUAACUUUCCCAUGUGCCCUAGAACCGUCGCGAUCCCUUCCAUUGGUGUUUGAAGAUAUUUGUGUUUCUGUAAAUAAGAAGGUCAUACUGAAAGAUGUCAGUGGUGUUGUCAGACCCGGGCAAGUUUUGGCUGUUAUGGGCCCUAGUGGAUGCGGAAAAACCACAUUAUUAGAUGCAUUAAGCGGCCAAAGACCAAUCGAUUCAGGUAGCAUAAAAUUGAACAAAGAACGAUUAUCAAAGAAAUGGCGACGAAAGAUCUGCUACGUACUGCAGCAGGACAUUUUCUUUGCCGAGCUCACUUUACGCGAGACACUGGAAUAUACUGCCAUGCUACGAUUACCGGACAAAUUGCCAAAAUCGGAAAAAAUGCGUUGCGUAGAUCAUAUUUUAGAAAUUUUGGACUUGACACCAUGCCAACACACAAAAAUUGGUGAUUAUUUGAGCAGAGGUUUGUCCGGUGGCGAAAAGAAGCGAGCAAACAUUGCUUGUGAGCUGCUGACAAAUCCUUCCAUUAUGUUAUUAGACGAACCCACAUCAGGUUUGGAUUCUCAUGCUGCCGCAUCGUUGAUAUCAUCUUUGCAGCGAUACGCUCUACAGGAGAACAAAACUGUUGUUAUAACUGUCCACCAACCGUCUUCCCAAAUGUUUCACAUGUUCGAUAGACUGUUACUGCUGUGCAAAGGUCAGACAGCAUAUUUUGGUAAUGUGGAUCGAGUUGUCGAUAGUUUCCAAGAAAUCGGGUUGACAAUGAAGGACCAUUACAACCCAGCUGACUUUAUCCUGGAGCAAAUCAAAUCAUCUUCUGAAAUUAGGGAAAAAAUUAUCGCACACGCACGCGAAGCUCGAAAGUCUCCCUCAUACCCCUCCGAAUUAAAUAGCGAAAAUAUUUUCUCGAAUUAUGGUGAUUUGAGACGACUGAGUGGAUUGGAUAAUAUUCUAUCGCAUGCGCAUGGCGUUGGAGUCGGUGUUACAACGGAAAAGCAAAUGAUUGACGAAGAAAAGCAUUUGUGGAUUGACACACAGUCGCACACAAGUUCGGCAUCGUCGGAUAGCCAUGACAGUGACUGUGGUUUAGGGUAUCCAACAGGCUUUUAUACACAAUUUAAGGUUUUAUCACAAAGAAAUUUCAAAGAAGCACGACCACGAAUGCUUUCUCCAUUGAACUGGUUCCAGACAUUAGGACUGGGCGGCAUGGCUGGUGCACUAUGGUUUCAAUUACCUCGAACUGAAGAAUCACUGCACGACAUCCAAGGAUGGAUGUUUUUCUCACAAACAUACUGGAUGCUAUUCGCAUUAUUCGGAGCUUUAAGUUCAUUUCCACCUGAACGUGAAGUGAUUAGCAAGGAACGCCGUUCCGGAGCUUAUCGCUUGUCCGCCUAUUAUCUAGCCAAAAUGGUCGGUGAAUUGCCAUUAGUUAUUACGUUACCAGCAGUUUAUCAUUUAAUUAGCUACCCCAUGUUGGGUUUUAGUAGUCCUAGUCUAUUUUUCACAAUGCUGGCGUUUUUAUUGUUAAAUACAAUAGUGGCGCAAAGUGUAGGUUUCUUUGUCGGCGCUUGUUGUAUUGACAUGAAUUUGAGUAUAACGGUGAGCGCAUUGUACACACUGGCGACACAAUUAUUUGGAGGUUAUUUGUCAACGCGAUUUCCACCAUGGUUAGAAUGGGUACGCUACACAUCCAUGAUACACUACGCUUAUCAGAACAUGCAAAUUCUGGAAUUCAGCGAAGGCCCACCCAUUUUGUGUGCUGAACAGAGUAAAUUUUCAAUAUGUUCCGAGGAGCAUGCACGCGUGAUCCCAGUCGAUUCGAUAUUAUCUGAGCAGGGGUGCAACGCACCGCUGUGGGUGAACACGUUAGUUCUGCUUGGCUUUCUCAUUGUUUUCCGUCUAUUAGGCUAUUUUGUACUACGUUAUGUACGAUGUCCGAAAUAAAGACAAAAAUAUAUUGUGAGCGGUUGAAUCACCAGCAGGAAUAUGCCCCGCUACAAUAAUGAUAAAUUGGUGGGGUUAAACGAGGGAAGGAAAAUUAGGAUCAACUUGAAUUUAGAAUUUACAAUGAAAUGAGAAGGAACAGAAACAUACAAUUACGAUUAACAUUUAUUUUCACAAUUUCUUUUGUACGUGACUUCUAGAAAAUUUGUAAGAAUAAAAAAAAAGCUACAAGCCGGUGCUUCCUGUGAUUUUACAAAUUAAUUUAAACAAAAAAAAAAUGAAAAUGAAAAGAAAAAAAGUAGAAAAAUAAUGGUUUGUGUCUUAACUAAUAAAUUUUAUCAUCUUUCUGCAAAGAAAAGAGUAAACGUUUUUUAAACGAACAAAAAAGAAAAUUAAAAAAAUUAAAAUUAAAAUUAUUAAAUGAAAUAUAUAGCGUGCCUUUUCAUGUUUCGAAAAUUUUUUACGAAUUUUUUACAUUUUUUUAUGGCGUCUUAAAUGAUAAAAAAAGUGGGGCGGACGUUUUCCGUCACAAAAACAAAAAUUGGCUCGGUCAAUGUGAUAAUUCGACUCUACGAAAAAAAAAAAUUAAACAAAAAUGAAAAAGCGAAAUGAAAAACAAAAAUUUAAGAAAAAUUAUGAAAAUCCGCCGAUAAAACCAUGAGAUCCAUAAAUUGGUCGUGUUUCAAGAGUGUCACAAUCAACCAUUAAACUAAUUAAUAUAUUAAAUUCGUACUUGUUAAUCGUAAAAUGAAGAGAAGUUAAAAAAAAAAAAACAAAACAAAAAAUGUGGAAAAGUGGAAAAAAAAAGUUAAAUAAAAAUGUGAUUUGUUUUAUUUUGAAUUAAUUAUUUGAAAGAAACACUUUUAAUUGUAAUCAUCUCUAUAUUGCUCUUAAUUUAGACUCUUAGAUUAAAUUCAAACCGAAAAAAAUUAAAUGGAAAAAUUUAACUAAAUUUAAGGAAUUUUCUUUUUGAUUUUAUUUCAAUUUAAUUUGUUUUUUAAUUUUUAGUUUAAUUUUAAGAUUUUUUUUUUUUAAUUUUCACUAUAAAGUAUUCCUACAGUUAAGUUAUUGUAAGUGUAAUUUUGAAGCAAAAUAUGAUUUUUUUUAAAAAAAGAAAUAAAAAUUUUUAUUUGUUAUAUUAAUGAUUUAUGUUAAGUCUUACAAUUAUACAGAACAUUAUUCUGAUAGCACAUUUGUUUAAAGAGACAAAUUGUAUCAAAUUUGGGGAUACUAUAUUGAAGAGUUGCUGAUCUAAUACCAGCGUAUUAGUCAAUCCCUUUCUCACAUUAUCAACACAAUGUGACUUCUAUUCAACAUCGAUCAUUGGACUAGCCAUUUAUACUAAUUUUACACUCAAAAUCCAUAAAAAUCCAAGAAAAAGGAACAGAGACAACUAAUGUGUUGAUCACUAUUCAGGCUUGCUGUGAAUUUAGAGCAGUAAGAUAUGUCUCCUGAAUGCAGUGCCUAUUUUGAGGAAUUCUAUUUUUAAAAAUUCUUCAAUUCUAAACAAUUCUAAAAUUUAGGAAUUUUAUGGAAUUUUUUAGAAUUAAAUUCAUAAAAAUAGGCGCUGCCUGUGCAUCUCUUCUGUGGUUUUAGCACAUAAAUCUUCGAUCAUGUUAUCGGAAGAUCGUGGAAUGAUUGGGAGAUCGAUAAGUUUACAAAGUUGUUAUACGUAGAAUACUUCGCCUAAGUAUUUAGAUGGUGAAAGAAAUCCUAAAACGGCUAAUCGCGACUGAGAUUCGUUGUAUUAAGUAACGUUCGUUACCAUUGUUAUUUUACUACCUAUUUUCUUCAACAAAUCAAGGCCCACGGUUCCAAUGAUUCCGGAUGUUUCAGAUGCCGCUGAUUUUGACUCAUGGCUCCCCUUUUGCAGUAUGCAAAUAGGUCUUCUUUAACUUUCGGCAGACUGCAAGCGCAUCUCGGCUUAGUUUAAAGUUUGUCUGUGAUGCAAACGUGAUUGUUGACAACCGAUCACAUGUCGGUCAUAGAAAGUUUGGGUUGGUUGGGAGUAAGUAUAGAAGGUAGUCCCCUUUUUGAUAUUUUUGUAAAAAAAAUCAAAACACAGAAAAGUUUGAGAAACAUUGAAACAUUCACGAUAACGUUUCCGCAGCAACUCUUCUUUGAAUCAUAAUUCUACAAACAACGAAAGAGCUUGUUACUAAAUGUUGUCUACGAUUUUCUAUUUGUCGUUAAACUUGUUACGUUGUAUUCAGGAAUGUAAAGAAUAAUUUUUAAACGGAAAAUCAUUCAUUUAAUCACAAAGGUAGCGAUUAAAGGAAUGACCAUAACGGUGUGGCAGUCAGUUCUGGAAAACGUUUUCAAUUUCUCAAUACAUGUGUAGUAGAUAAAAUAAGAGAAAUCGCAUUCAUAUUACUAGCCCAAUUUUUAACAAACAAUUUUUCUUUUUCUUUUAUUAUUCGAGUCUGAAUAUAAUCGUGAUAACGCGAUAUAUAGCGAAAAUCGAUAAAAAAUUAAUUUCGAGAAUUUUCUGUUCUUUAAACUAAGAAUGCAAAACGUAAAUUAAUGAAAUAGCUAAAUUACUCGAUAUUCAAUUUUGAUCAUAAAAUUAAUGGAAAGUAAUAAAACGUUAAUCGAAUUUAUAUAGAUUUAUUCGACAACCAAAAUAUUUAGACAAUUUUACUGCCAAGGAAACUAACCUUCUGGAUAUAAUGUAUACCAAAGGUGCGAGAGGCUGUAUAAUAUAUUUGACCAUCAUUAUGAGUAUAUACAAUGAAUGGUAUCGAAAAAUCUUUAACAAACGGCUAGAUGACGGGAUCUGUCAAUGACAAUGACGAAGAUUUUGAAUAGAAACAUUUGAAAAUACUUUGAACAAUUGAAUUAACAGAUUCUACGACCAGCUACAACGUGACAAGCCUACCGUUUGUAAAAGGUUAACUUUGUAAAACAAUAUUGUAGAAAAUUAUCCCGAAACUCCUCUGGAACAACAAGGAAUGCGUAAGAAUGAAACCGAAUAAAAAUUCCAUUUCAAUUUACUGGACAUUUAUUAGCGAAGAUGAAAAUUCUCAAUUCGAUCAAUGUAUUUUGAAAUAAAUAUUCAGUAAAACUAAAAAACAAAAACCGAGAUUGAUGUGUUUAUGAACGUAACUGUGUAUGUUAGUCGUGCCAAAUUUACAUGAU
Messenger RNA from Bradysia coprophila, 6213 nucleotides. It is a transcript of the gene E23, whose product is annotated as ABC transporter G family member E23. The record is from RefSeq and is a predicted model, not a curated record. NCBI's taxonomy places the organism in Eukaryota, Metazoa, Arthropoda, Insecta, Diptera, Sciaridae. Gene Ontology annotation, cellular component: plasma membrane. Gene Ontology annotation, molecular function: ATP binding; ATP hydrolysis activity; ABC-type transporter activity. Gene Ontology annotation, biological process: transmembrane transport.